Messenger RNA from Corvus hawaiiensis (hawaiian crow), 3532 nucleotides. Its product is annotated as sestrin-2-like. The record is from RefSeq and is a predicted model, not a curated record. NCBI's taxonomy places the organism in Eukaryota, Metazoa, Chordata, Aves, Passeriformes, Corvidae. Gene Ontology annotation, biological process: regulation of response to reactive oxygen species; cellular response to L-leucine; cellular response to leucine starvation. Gene Ontology annotation, molecular function: oxidoreductase activity, acting on peroxide as acceptor; L-leucine binding. Gene Ontology annotation, cellular component: nucleus.
CCGGCGGGCCGCGCCUGUCAGCGGGGCGGCGGGAUGGCGGCGCUGUACGCCUGCACCAAGUGCCACCAGCGCUUCCCCUUCGAGGCGCUCAGCCAGGGCCAGCAGCUCUGCAAGGAGUGCCGGAUUGCUCAUCCCAUUGUUAAAUGCACUUACUGCAGGACUGAAUUCCAACAGGAAAGCAAAACCAACACGAUAUGCAAGAAGUGUGCUCAGAAUGUGAAGCUCUAUGGCACACCAAAACCCUGCCAGUACUGCAACAUCAUAGCAGCAUUUAUUGGAAACAAGUGCCAGCGUUGCACCAACUCAGAGAAGAAGUAUGGCCCUCCUCACUCGUGUGAGCAGUGCAAGCAGCAGUGUGCAUUUGACCGGAAGGAUGACAGGAAGAAGGUGGAUGGAAAGCUGCUGUGCUGGUUGUGCACGUUGUCCUAUAAACGGGUCCUGCAGAAGACCAAAGAACAGUGCAAACACCUGAGCAGUUCUUCUCGAGCCAGUCUGCAGGAGAAGGAGCAGUUCAGUAGGCUCAGCAGUGGCAGCCACUAUAACAGCCAGAAAACCUUAUCCACGUCUUCCAUUCAGAACGAAAUCCCAAAGAAGAAAGCCAAGUUUGAUGCCAUAUCUGCCAAUGGUGACAGCGUUCCUUCCUCUCCCGAGAUGCUUUGCCCCCUUAUCCAGAGGGCCCGGUCCACGUUGGCGCAGUGGGCUGCUUCCCAACAGACUCUCGGGGCCCACCAUUGUCCUGUUGCUCAAGGCAUUGACAUCCUGAAUUUUUCUCCAGACCUCGCCCUGGACUCCCCUGGCACUGACCACUUUGUCAUCAUUGCCCAGCUGAAGGAGGAAGUGGCUACUUUAAAAAAGAUGCUUCACCAGAAGGAUCAGAUGAUUUUGGAGAAGGAGAAGAAGAUCACAGAGCUGAAAGCCGACCUGCAGUACCAGGAAUCACAGAUGAGGGCAAAGAUGAACCAAAUGGAGAAGACACACAAGGAGGUCAUGGAACAGUUACAGGAAAGAGGAAUCAAGGCUCCCCGGGAACAGGCAACGGGCCCCAGCACCUUCAUUCCCCUGGGAGAGGCAGAGAUAGCGCCGUGGUUUCGUCACCGCGCUGGGGGGGCUGACCCAUCUCCUCCCCUGCGCUCCAGAGCCCAGACAAACAACCCAACCCAUGGGCUGAGCUGGACGGGCUGUGUGGGAUCUGUCAUGGAGACCCCCAAACACCCCCUGCCCCCUGGGGCUGGGGACAGGGAGACGGGCAGCAGGGGCCGCCGGCGGUGUCCGUUCCGGAGGCGGGGCACUUCCAAUGGGAUCCCGCAGGAAGGUGGGGAGAACAGCCUUCACCAACUCCUCGAGGCCUUCGUCUCGGCAGGCAGGGUGGACCACGUCGCCAUGGUCAUGGGGCUGCACCCCCAGUACCUCAGCAGCUUCUGGAAGACCCAGUACCUCCUGCUGCGCAUGGACGGGCCCCUGCCCUACCACAAGCGCCACUACAUUGCCAUCAUGGCAGCAGCCCGGCACCGGUGCUCCUACCUGGUGGGGUUGCACAUGGGGGAGUUCCUGCAGGUAGGGGGCAACCCUGUGUGGCUGCAAGGGCUGCACUGUGCCCCCCAAAAACUCCGGAACCUCAGUGAGAUCAACAAGCUGCUGGCGCACCGGCCCUGGCUCAUCACCAAGGAGCACAUCGAGGCUCUGCUGAAGCCAGGGGAGGACAGCUGGUCGCUGGCGGAGCUGGUGCAGGCGCUGGUGCUCCUCACCCACUACCACUCGCUCGCAUCCUUUGUCUUCGGCUGCGGCAUCAAACCCGAGGAGGACCAGGAUGUGGGGAACAGCUGCUGGCCCCCCUCGCCCCACAGCGACAGCAGUCCUGCCUCUGAUGACAGCAUGGGGGGCUCUGGGGGCACGGACACCAUGCAGGAGGUGGAGGUGCUGAUGGAGAGGAUGAAGCUGCUGCAGGAAAACCAGUGGGAGGAGGAAGGAGUCACACAGGAGGAGAUGGCAACGCGCUUCGAGCUGGAGAAGACAGAGAGUUUGCUGGUCCCUUCCUCAGAUAUUUUGGAUCCCUCCCUGCAGUCCAACAUCCGCUGCUUCCUGGAGGACCCUGAAUUUGGAUACAAGGACUUCACACGGAGGGGGGAGCAGGCCCCCCCCACCUUCCGUGCACAGGAUUACACCUGGGAGGACCAUGGCUACUCGCUGAUCAACCGCCUGUACCCGGAUGUGGGGCAGCUCCUGGAUGAGAAGUUCCAGGUGGUUUACAACCUGACCUACAACACCAUCGCCAUGCACUGCGGCGUGGACACCUCCAUGCUGCGCCGGGCCAUCUGGAACUACGUCCACUGCGUCUUUGGCAUCCGCUAUGACGACUACGACUACGGGGAGGUGAACCAGCUGCUGGAGCGCAACUUGAAGAUCUACAUCAAGACAGUGGCUUGCUACCCGGAGAAGACGACCAAGCAGAUCUACACACAGUUCUGGAGGCACUUCAAACACUCGGAGAAGGUGCACAUCAACCUGCUGCUACUGGAGGCACGGAUGCAGGCGGCUCUGCUCUACGCCCUCAGGGCCGUCACCCGCUACAUGACCUGAGCUGCCUCUGCUCUCUCCUCCUCCUCCUCCUGCCCUGGCUGUGUGGGAAAGGCCAGGGGGCAGCUGGUACCCUGAGAAUUCGUCUGGAGUAUUGUCUCCCUGCUUAAUGGGCUUAGAGCUGUGGAAGGAAAGUGGGAGCUUCCCUGCGCUUUCUUCCAGGAAAGGGGAGCCCCCCAGAAGCUCUCAGUGCUGGGAAGACCCUAAAGUGCUGCCCUGGGCUUGGCAGAGCUGUGCGUGCUCCACUGCUCCGUGCCUUUUUGGGGUUAGCCCAAAUGAAGCCAAACUGGGAUGUCUGUGGGUGUAGUGCUGGUGUUGCAGCCCUCUGACAUGUUCUGGCACCAAGGCUGCCACUGCAGAGGACUGUCCCCCUGCCAGAGAUGGCCAGAGGAUAUAAUGGGCUUCAUCCCUGCUUUUUGGGUCCUGCCGUGCUGGGAGACAGCUGCUGGUGGGGGUGCUGCCCAGGCACACCCUCCCCACCUUUCUGCCUCAUCCCCUGCGAUUUGGGAUGUGAAGUGCCUUUAACCUAAGUGCCAGGGCAGGAGCAGGGAAAGGGUAGAAAUACCCGAGUGUGUUUUACACCUUUUUGCAUUGUUUUCCAACCACUGGCACAUCUCCACUGCCUCAGCUUUAGGGGCUGAGGUGGGGAGCUGUGCUGGGGCAUGAGGCUCCCUCAGCCCCUCUCCUGCUGUGAGGGUGGCAGGGUGGGAUGGGGUGACCAAGGCUUUAUCUGGAUAUGCAAGAGCAUUCCCAGCAGCGCAGGUUGCCUGGGAGGUGUUUGUCGGGGAGCAGGAUCCAGGGCCAGCAGCAUCACCACCCUUGGUUUGGCUGUUGAAUCAUAGCUCCAGUUAAGUUAUUUCUAUAUUUUUUGGGUAUAUUAACUCCUGGCUAGGCAUGGAAAUGCCUCUGUAACUUUGCUAUGAAUCUUGUUUGAAAAAAUAAAAUAGUUCUUUUUUUA